Messenger RNA from Closterium sp. NIES-65, 1821 nucleotides. The record is from the annotation of a GenBank genome assembly. NCBI's taxonomy places the organism in Eukaryota, Viridiplantae, Streptophyta, Zygnematophyceae, Desmidiales, Closteriaceae.
AUGGCUACGUUGUGGUGGCAUCAGACGGUCCAGAUGGAUUUGGAUGGCUACGCUGUGGUGGCAGCGGACGGGCCAGGCGAGUUCCCCAUCAUUGCUGAGGCGCGUGCGGGGGAUGAUGCAGCCAAUGUGGUGGUGACACCUGGCACCGUCGCUUACAUCACCACGGGAGGCCCGGUUCCCCAGGGUGCGGACGCGGUGAUUCAAGUGGAGGACACGCUUCCUGUUGACUCCUCCAGUGGUCAGAGGCGUGUGACUAUAGUGAAGGGCGCUACCGUGGGGCAAGACAUCCGCCCUGUGGGCUCGGAUCUUGCUGCUGGCACAGUGGUGCUGCAGGCAGGCGAGCGCGUUGGGCCAGCGGAGAUAGGGCUGCUGGCAAUGGUGGGGGCAGCACACGUGCAUGUGCACUGGCAGCCGCUGGUGGCAGUCCUCUCCACAGGAGAUGAGCUAAUAGACCACGCACAGAAUGGCAGUGCCACUCUCCCUCGCGGCAUGAUAAGGGACGCCAAUCGCUCCAUGCUGUUGGCUGCUGUGCGCCAACACCUGGGAGCAGCCUCGGCACCACCAGCAGCAUCAGAAGAAGCAGAACCAUCAGCAGCACAAUCAGCAGCAAGCUGUCCGGCCCCUCAGGAUCUGGGAAUAGCAGCGGAUACAGAGGAGGCCGUGGCAGCAGCGUUUGAGAGGGCACUAGCAGCGAGAGCGGAUGUGGUGGUGGCGUCUGGAGGAGUGUCCAUGGGCGAUAGGGACUUUGUCAAGCCAUUACUUGAGCGGCUGGGGACUGUUCACUUUGUGAGGGCCGUGGCAGCAGCGUUUGAGAGGGCGUUGGCAGAGAAGGCGGAUGUGGUGGUGACGUCUGGAGGGGUGUCCAUGGGCGACAGGGACUUUGUACACAUGAAGCCAGGAAAACCGCUCACUUUUGCAACCAUCGAAGCCCCCUCAGAUAAGACGGAUGGCGCCGCCCAGCCGCACCGAACGAUAGUUUUUGGGCUGCCCGGGAAUCCGGUCAGCUGCAUGGUGUGCUUCAACCUGUUUGUGCUGCCCGCUAUCCGGCAGAUGGGGGGUUGGCGCCAUCCCCUACUGCACAGGGUGCAGGCCCACAUCUCCUCUGCUCUCCGCUUGGACCCUGACCGCCCCGAGUACCACCGGGCGUCCCUCCGCUGGGAGCCAAACCAAAGCGCUGGUGCUGCUUCCGCCCCUGCUGUUGCUGCUGCUGUUGCCUCUCCUUCCACUGCUGGUGCUGCUGCCUCCACUGUGGGUGCGGGUGUGCGAGUGGCGAUUCUGACUGUCAGUGACACGGUGGCGGCAGGCCUAGCAGCAGAUGCCAGUGGCCCCAGGGCAGUGCAGGCAGUGCAGUCACUGCUGCCAGCAGCAGCAGUGGUGGCGACGGCUGUUGUUCCAGACGACCCAGACAAGAUAGCAGCGCAGGUUAAGGCGUGGGCAGAUGGGGGAGGAAUUGCUGUGUCAACUAGUGAGGAAGCGGGUGUGGCAGCAGUGGAUGUGAUUAUAACGACAGGGGGCACGGGGUUCUCUCCCCGGGAUGUCACUCCUGAAGCCUGUGCGCCGCUCUUCCACCGCUCUGCACCGGGCCUCACCCAUGCCAUGCUGCAGGAGAGCCUCAGGAUCACGCCCUUUGCCAUGCUCUCGCGCAUGGCUGCUGGCAUUAGAGGCUCCACUCUGAUCCUCAACCUGCCUGGCAACCCUAAUGCGGUGUCAGAAUGCCUGGCUGCUCUCAUGCCUGCUCUUCCCCAUGGCUUGAAGCAGCUGAAAGGGGACAAGCGGGAGAAACACCCCCGCCACACGCCCCACCCUGGCAUAGCCAAGUGA